GACGAAGGCCCCCAAUCGGCAUCUUAUCGACUACAUUCUAAGCCAAUAGACAAUUGAAUGGGGCUGAUAUAAUUUUACAUCUCUUUUAUAUCGAAUCCAUCCUGGCCGAUAAGCUGCUGUGCUGAGAACAAGGAGCCUCUGUAGCUCUUCUUUCGGUGCCCCAGAGGUCAAGAAGCAGACGCCAUGUUUCUGUACAACCUGACUCUGCAGCGAGCCACAGGCAUCACUCACGCCAUCCAUGGCAACUUCUCUGGAACCAAGCAGCAGGAGAUCGUUGUUUCCCGGGGGAAGAUCUUGGAGCUGCUGCGCCCUGAUGCCAACACUGGGAAGGUGCACACGCUGCUCACCAUGGAGGUGUUCGGCAUCAUCCGCUCCCUUAUGGCUUUCCGGCUCACGGGAGGGACCAAAGACUACAUCGUGGUGGGCAGUGACUCGGGCCGCAUCGUGAUCCUGGAGUACCACCCCUCCAAGAACAUGUUUGAGAAGGUGCACCAGGAGACCUUCGGCAAGAGUGGGUGCAGGCGCAUUGUCCCGGGACAGUUUCUCGCCGUGGACCCCAAGGGCAGAGCUGUCAUGAUUGGUGCCAUUGAGAAGCAGAAGCUGGUAUACAUUCUGAACCGCGACGCGGCGGCCCGGCUCACCAUCUCCUCCCCGCUGGAGGCCCACAAGGCCAACACCCUGGUGUACCACGUGGUGGGAGUGGACGUGGGCUUCGAGAACCCCAUGUUCGCCUGCCUGGAGAUGGACUAUGAAGAAGCGGACAACGACCCGACCGGUGAGGCAGCAGCGAACACCCAGCAGACGCUGACGUUCUACGAGCUGGAUCUGGGCCUGAACCACGUGGUGCGCAAGUACAGCGAGGCGCUGGAGGAGCACGGCAACUUCCUCAUUACAGUUCCGGGAGGUUCUGAUGGCCCCAGUGGGGUGCUCAUUUGCUCUGAGAAUUACAUCACCUAUAAAAAUUUUGGGGACCAGCCAGACAUCCGGUGCCCCAUCCCACGCAGAAGGAAUGACCUGGACGACCCCGAGCGGGGCAUGAUCUUCGUCUGCUCGGCCACCCACAAGACCAAGUCCAUGUUCUUCUUCCUGGCCCAGACCGAGCAGGGAGACAUCUUCAAGGUCACCCUGGAGACGGACGAGGAGAUGGUGACUGAGAUCAGAAUGAAGUACUUCGACACCAUCCCCGUGGCGACGGCCAUGUGUGUGCUGAAAACCGGCUUCCUGUUUGUGUCUUCGGAGUUUGGCAACCACUACCUGUACCAGAUUGCCCACCUGGGCGAUGAUGACGAGGAGCCGGAGUUCUCCUCCGCCAUGCCCCUGGAGGAGGGAGACACCUUCUUCUUCCAGCCCCGUCCGCUGAAGAACCUGGUGCUGGUGGACGAGCAGGAGAACCUGUCCCCGAUCAUGGCCUGCCAGAUUGCUGAUCUGGCCAAUGAGGACACUCCUCAGCUGUAUGCAGCGUGUGGUCGGGGGCCCAAGUCCACCCUGAGGGUCUUGAGACACGGGCUGGAGGUGUCUGAGAUGGCUGUGUCUGAGCUGCCUGGUAACCCCAAUGCUGUAUGGACAGUGCGUCGUCACAUAGAGGAUGAGUUUGACGCUUACAUCAUCGUGUCCUUCGUCAACGCCACGCUGGUGCUGUCCAUCGGAGAGACCGUAGAGGAAGUGACGGACUCCGGCUUCCUGGGCACCACGCCCACCCUGUCCUGCUCCCUGCUGGGGGAGGACGCCCUGGUGCAGGUAUAUCCGGACGGGAUCCGUCACAUCCGUGCGGACAAGCGUGUGAACGAGUGGAAGACCCCGGGAAAGAAGACCAUCGUGCGCUGCGCGGUCAACCAGCGGCAGGUGGUCAUCGCGCUGACCGGCGGUGAGCUGGUCUACUUCGAGAUGGACCCGUCGGGGCAGCUGAAUGAGUACACGGAGAGGAAGGAGAUGUCAGCGGACGUGGUGUGCAUGAGCCUGGCCAACGUGCCCCCCGGUGAGCAGCGCUCCCGCUUCCUGGCCGUGGGCUUGGUGGACAACACCGUCCGCAUCAUUUCCCUGGACCCCUCGGACUGCUUGCAGCCCCUCAGUAUGCAGGCCCUGCCUGCCCAGCCUGAGGCUCUGUGUAUCGUGGAGAUGGGCGGCGUGGAGAAACAGGACGAGCUGGGGGAGAAGGGCUCCAUCGGCUUCCUCUACCUCAACAUCGGCCUGCAGAACGGCGUCCUGCUCCGGACCGUGCUGGACCCGGUGACCGGCGACCUGUCUGACACUCGCACACGCUACCUGGGGUCACGGCCCGUCAAGCUCUUCCGGGUCAGGAUGCAGGGACAGGAAGCUGUCCUGGCCAUGUCCAGCCGGUCCUGGCUCAGCUACUCGUACCAGUCGCGGUUCCACCUGACGCCCCUGUCCUACGAGACGCUGGAGUACGCCUCGGGCUUCGCCUCGGAGCAGUGCCCCGAGGGCAUCGUGGCCAUCUCCACCAACACCCUGAGGAUUUUGGCUCUGGAGAAACUGGGCGCGGUCUUCAACCAGGUGGCCUUCCCUCUGCAGUACACACCCCGCAAGUUUGUGAUCCACGCCGAGACGAACAACCUCAUCCUGAUCGAGACGGACCACAACGCCUACACCGAGGCCACCAAGGCCCAGCGCAAGCAGCAGAUGGCUGAGGAAAUGGUGGAGGCAGCAGGGGAAGACGAGAGGGAGCUGGCCGCCGAAAUGGCUGCCGCCUUCCUGAACGAGAACCUUCCGGAAGCCAUCUUUGGAGCGCCCAAGGCAGGCUCUGGCCAGUGGGCCUCCCUGGUGCGGCUCUUUAACCCCAUACAGGGCACCACUCUGGAUCAGGUGCAGCUGGAGCAGAACGAGGCUGCCUUCAGUGUGACCGUGUGUCGGUUCGCCAGCGGUGGUGACGAUUGGUACAUCCUGGUGGGCGUGGCCAGGGACUUGAUUCUGAACCCACGUUCGGUGGGAGGUGGCUUCAUCUACACCUAUCGCCUGGGUGGGGGUGGAGACAAGCUGGAGUUCGUACAUAAGACUCCGGUGGAGGACGUCCCAUUGGCCAUUGCCCCAUUCCAGGGGCGUGUUUUGGUGGGCGUGGGAAAGCUGCUGCGCAUCUAUGACCUGGGCAAGAAGAAGCUGCUCCGCAAGUGUGAGAACAAGCACGUGCCAAACCUGGUGACAGGUAUUCACACCAUUGGCCAGCGCGUCAUCGUGUCGGAUGUCCAGGAGAGCCUCUUCUGGGUCCGCUACAAGCGCAACGAGAACCAGCUGAUCAUCUUCGCCGAUGACACGCACCCCCGCUGGGUCACCACGGCCUGCCUGCUGGACUACGACACCAUGGCCUCCGCAGACAAGUUUGGCAACAUCAGCAUCGUCCGCCUGCCUCCCAACACCAGUGACGAUGUCGAUGAAGACCCCACAGGGAACAAGGCAUUAUGGGACAGGGGGCUGCUGAACGGUGCUUCCCAAAAGGCGGAGGUGAUCAUGAACUACCACAUCGGAGAAACGGUCCUCUCCCUGCAGAAGACCACGCUGAUUCCCGGGGGAUCCGAGUCGCUAGUCUACACCACGCUCUCCGGAGGCAUCGGCAUCCUGGUGCCCUUCACCUCCCAUGAGGAUCAUGACUUCUUCCAGCACUUGGAGAUGCACAUGCGGUCUGAGUUCCCACCUCUUUGUGGGAGGGACCACCUCAGUUUCCGCUCGUACUACUUCCCUGUUAAGAAUGUGAUUGACGGGGACCUGUGCGAGCAGUUUAACUCCAUGGACCCACACAAGCAAAAGGGGGUGUCUGAGGAACUGGACCGCACACCCCCUGAGGUUUCCAAGAAACUGGAGGACAUUCGCACGCGCUACGCUUUCUAGAACCUGAGCCCUUUCCGUGGCCGGACAUGGAGUGUUUCUGUUCUGUCGAGACUUUUCCCUCCAUUUUGUAUCCCCGUCAUAAUUUUUUUUUUUUUUUUGGGUCGUUGGAGAGACUGAAAUACUCUAGGAACAAUAAUUGGCUCUUUUUUUUUUGUAUUUGUUUGAAAGUGCAUCAGACAGUGGUCAGCCAAUCAGAUCUGUGUUUAGUUCUGUGUGUUCGGAUGUAAUCCCCCCGGGGUUUUGCGGGAUGCAUACGUUCCCACAGAGUGCCACGGGGGCAAAAAACAUUUCUGACCGCAGGGUUGAGCCACAUCAAAAAAAAAUGUUCCCCAUCUCCGCUUUGUGUUUAUACGAAUUAUCUGAGCAGUUUGGAGUCUGGAAAGCUUUUAUAUAUUGUUGCUGAUGUGUUUCAAAUGCAGGAAAUGCAAGGACAUUUUAAGGAUCGAAAAACAGACUUGUCUAAAUUCUAUUUAAAACGGUAGGGCUGGAGACCGUUGCUUCAGCGAUGCAGCAUGAAGGCUAACGGUAGAGCCAUGGCGGUUUUUCUAGCCGCUGUCUGGCGGUGGUUUUUCCAUGGCAGAGCAUACAAAACCAAACCUCAACUGCGACCAUAUGGCCAUCAAGCUGCAGGGAAGGAUCUGUGUGGAUUUGUGUUAAUGUUGGAGCAUUGUUGAGGGGUGGGAUGGGGUACCUGUUUUGUAAAUAAACCUUUUCUACAGUGUG
Conger conger (European conger) is the source of this 4560-nucleotide messenger RNA. It is a transcript of the gene sf3b3, whose product is annotated as splicing factor 3b, subunit 3. Gene Ontology annotation, cellular component: nucleus; U2 snRNP. The record is from RefSeq and is a predicted model, not a curated record. The transcript has 27 exons. Lineage: Eukaryota; Metazoa; Chordata; Actinopteri; Anguilliformes; Congridae. Gene Ontology annotation, molecular function: U2 snRNA binding; protein binding. The coding region runs from base 184 to 3837 and encodes 1217 amino acids. Gene Ontology annotation, biological process: mRNA splicing, via spliceosome.